Molecule: messenger RNA, 1548 nt
Organism: Penicillium paradoxum
Lineage: Eukaryota; Fungi; Ascomycota; Eurotiomycetes; Eurotiales; Aspergillaceae
Product: cytochrome P450
Exons: 5
Coding region: 1-1548 (515 amino acids)
Molecular function (GO): monooxygenase activity; heme binding; oxidoreductase activity, acting on paired donors, with incorporation or reduction of molecular oxygen
Source: RefSeq, a predicted model, not a curated record
AUGCUUUUUGCACACCCCAUCGUGGCCAUUGGCGUCCUUUGGGUGACCUAUGGAUUGUGGUUGGCGAUUUAUCGGCUAUGGUUCUCGCCACUCGCGCAUUUCCCGGGACCGAAACUGGCAGCCCUGACGAUGUGGUACGAAUUCUAUUACGAUUCGUUCCUCGAAGGCCAAUAUAUCUUCCAGAUCGCUGAGAUGCAUCGAAAAUACGGCCCAAUCGUGAGAAUCAGUCCACAUGAACUGCACAUUGACGACCCAGUGUACUAUGAGACAUUAUACUCUCGAGACAAACCGCGAAACAAAUCCUUACAUUUGACUGGCAUGUUUGGGGCCCCGGCCUCUGCCUUCGGCUCGGUCGAUCACCACCGCCAUCGCAUUCGCCGACAACCCAUGAACCCAUUCUUUUCUCAACAACGGAUUCGGGACCUGGAGCCUAUGCUCCGUGGAAUGGUUGACAAGCUGUGUAAAGGAAUAGGAAAGUGGAGGGACCGACAUACACCACUGCAUGUUUAUCAUGCAUUCAAUGCCUACACGACAGAUGUGGUUGUGGAAUAUUCUAUGGGGGAGUCAUUCCACUAUUUGGAUGACCCCGACUUUUCGCCACAAUGGUCGAAAACGAUAGAGGCCAUUGUACAAGUCGGAGUUCAAUUCAAACAGUUCCGCUGGGUGUUGGCUGUGUUCGAGCUCCUUCCACGGUGGCUGGUUUUGCGUAUUAACCCUGAUAUUGUCCCAGUCAUCGAUCAAAAAAUGGAGAGUUUGCGACUUGCAAAUUUGAUUAUCGAAAGUCAACAGGCCGGUGAAAAUUUGGCAGAUGAUAAAAUGAGCGUGCCAAAAGGGACUCUGUUUCAUGCGCUGCUGGAGAGCAAGCUUCCCCCAGAGGAGAAGUCGCCUAGCCGCCUGAGCCAAGAGGUUUUUACUGUCAUCUCGGCUGGAGGAGAAACAACUGCAAAAAACUUGACGACACUCACCUUCCAUCUCCUCAACAACCCAGAUAAGCUCCAAAGGCUCCGGGAAGAGCUGGACCGGUUAGAUCCCAACGGAACGGCCUCUUUGGUGGAAUACGAAUCAAUGCCAUAUCUUACAUCGGUUAUGCUGGAGGGUUUAAGAAUCACCAACGCGGUUGCAACGAGGCUUCAACGGAGCUCUCCCGACCAAGUCAUGACAUACAAAGACUGGGUCAUUCCCCCCGGGACACCUGUUGGAAUGACCAGCUUAUUGAUCCACCACAAUGAAGAUAUAUUUCCGGAUUCUCAAAGAUUCAUCCCAGAACGAUGGGUAGAUCCAGAACAGAGAAAAAAGCUGGAAAAGUAUCUGGUUGCUUUCAGCAAAGGAUCAAGACAGUGCAUUGGCAUCCCUCUCGCACGGGCAGAGAUACUCCUGGCAGUCGCUACUAUCUUUCGACAGUUUGAGAUGGAGCUACAUGAGACUACAGUAGAUGAUGUUCGAAUCAUACGAGACAUGUUCAAUGGUCAUCCGCGGAAGGACAGCCAAGGAGUGCGUGUUAUGAUCAAGGAUUGGACUAAACAUCCUCAGCUGAGUAAGACCUCCUGA